CUAUUCGGUGCUUUACUAUUUCAGUCAAGUCAGUAUUUCUCGUCGUACCAGUAUAGCUGUCGUGUGGUAUCGAAAGAUACGUGAAAGAGAGAAGAAAAUAAGAUAUAUAUACAUAUAAAUUGUAUAAAUCGUGCAAUUGUUUUUAUUUUGCAAAUAAUCGUAUAAAUUUGGCAUUUUUUGUGUAAUCAAAAGUAUCCAUUUGAAUGUUUAUGUUGAUUAAGUGGCAGUGAAAUAAAUGUCAAAAAUGUGAUGGAUUGAUUUGGUUGGUCCGUAGUGAAAAAUCAAUAAAAUUCAAAAUUUGACGAAGUUGGAAAUUAACACAACGAGUGCAUCGGUGUGUGUACCCAUUACAACCAUGCAUUGAAGCGAACGUUGAAUGGAUAUCGUGUUUUAUUGUGCCAUAUUUUCAAAUGUAUUUCGAUUUUGAGAUAAACAAAAUAGCCGACAGUGAAAUAUUGUGGUAGAAUAAUUGAACGACAACAACGCUCACACACAUAAAAAAAUACAAUACACACCUCGGAUUCAGCCAUUGCCGUACAUUUCAAAACGAAUCACUCAUUCAAUGUUCAAACGGCCAUCGAUUAACACAUAAAACUGCAACACACUGUGCGCGAUUUUAUUUUUGCAGAACAAAAAAUUAUUUAUCCGUAUAAUAAGAGUGCAUCGUUCAGAGUGAAAAAAAAACGAACAAUUGCAGAAAACAUAAAUAAAUUUUCUUUUUCGCUUGAAGAAAAAUUUCGUUGUGGAAAUAUCAGUGAGUGCGAAACGAUCAAAGCGUAAUUUGAAAGAAUAUAUUACAUUUAAUGCAGUUUGCAAUUCGGUUGAGUGAAACAAAAACAAAAAACGAAUAUAAGAAUAAAAAAAACGAAGAGACGAACAAGCACACGCGAGAUAGAGAAAAUUAAAUUCUUUACCACAAAAGACGUUUUAAAAGUGUGUGUGUAUAAUUGAGGAGAAGUGUUCAUUUUAAUUAUAUAAUUACAUAUUAGGGAUCGCGAUGCGGGAAGCCAUGGAAGCUGUUACUCGAAGUGUGAAAUAAGAAAUCAACGAAAAUUCCGACAAUACUUUUACACCGUUGUCUCCUUCUUUCACUCAUUUUCGACGAAACGAUACGCGGAGAGACGUGUGAUUCACAGGAGAACAGCAGCAGAAGAAAAAAACACCACAGCACGAAGAGCAAGAAGAAAGAAAAAUACAAUAUUCGAAAAUGAGAAAGCAAUUUCGUUGGCAUAUUCUGGCAAUUAUUUUAUUAUGCAUUUGUCUUCCAUUGGGUUUGUGUGACAAAAACGGUCAUCGAAAUGAUCGAAAAGCAUCAUCGGCAACGGUUGCAUCGGCAAACGAUCGAAAUAUUCGAAUGCCAAAACAAGGCAUACCACUUCGUGAUGAUAGCGAUUAUGAACGAAACGAAGAACAUUCAACGGGCGAUGACGAUUACGACGAUGACGAAUAUGAUGAUGGCGAAUCAGCGGUGAAUAAUGAAAAAGGCGAAAACAACAAUGAAAACGAUGUACAACAAUCGCCCGAAAUCGUAGAACAAGCACAAAGCGCACGAACGCAAAUUAUACAACGACCAAAAGAGCUAACCGACACUGAAAUUGCUGCAUUGUCACAGCCUGUAACACCAAACGUAGACGCAACGGCACCAGCAACGCUCACAACUGAAAUGUGUCCGAAAGAAUGCUCUUGCUUAGACGAUUUCAUGACCUGCACACGGCCACAUUUGAAGCAUUUACCUAAAGUGCCACAAUUCAUGCAAUCACUGGAGAUUCGACAAAAUAAUUUCAAUGCAGCGAGAUGUGAGCAGAGCAUUCGCAAUUUGCCAAAUCUUGUCAAUUUAACACUGAAAGGAAACGAAUUGGAACGUAUACCAAUUUUGCGCGGUUUAAUUUCGUUGGAAAAACUCGAUUUGGCGAACAAUGAAAUCCGUGAAAUUACAAUGGCAGCAUUGCAAGCAUUACCGGCAUUAAAGCAUUUAGACUUGAGUCGUAAUAUGAUUCAUGCCAUUGGAUUGAAUUCAUUCCCAAAGGAAAAUCGCAUCCAGAAAUUAUUUCUGAAUAACAAUCAAAUUACGACGCUUGAUCGACGUGCAUUGGAGCCAUUAGUUCAACUAAACGAGUUGAAAGUAAACAAAAAUCGUAUCAGUGAACUGCCAGUCGGUCUGUUCGCCAAGCUUAAGGAGCUCAAAAAACUCUCGUUGAAUGCAAACGAGUUGCGAGCAAAUAAUCUUCAGUAUGGAACGUUCAGCAAUUUGACCGCUUUAACAAGUUUAAAACUACGUAAUAAUUAUAUUGAUGAAUUGAUUACCGGAGUUUUUCAUGGUCUCGACAAUUUAAGUUUGUUGGAUUUGGCAAACAAUCAUUUAACGAAAAUCGAAAAAGGCGGAUUACUCAACAUAACAGCACUAUCGAAAUUGAAUCUAUCGAAUAAUUCGAUUCAAUCGAUUGGAAAGGAUUGCUGGGAAUUUACGCAGCGCAUCACACAUUUGGAUUUAUCGGAAAAUCAAUUGAGCGAAAUAAAUGCCGGAAGUUUUGAUAAAUUAAGCAAAUUAAAGAUUCUCGAUUUGCGCGCAAAUCGAAUUGCGACCAUUGGAGCGAUGAAUGCAACGUAUAACUUGGUAUCGCUCGAUUUAAGUCACAAUUUUAUUUCAGCAACAAUUGAAGAUUCCUUCGGGCCAUUUGCAUCGCUCACCAAAUUGGACACAUUCAAUUUAAAUAAUAACAAUAUAAAAGCGAUCAAUAAAAAUGCCUUUCUUGGCCUCAGCAAUUUGACGCAGCUUGAUUUAAGCAACAAUAACAUCACAACCAUACAAGAUGGUGCAUUUGAUCAGCGAUCAACGCCAUCACUUCAGCAUUUGGACAUCAAUAGCACCGAAUUGAUAUGUGAUUGUCAUGCGUUAUGGUUUUAUUUUUGGGCAAAAAAUACUCAAUCGUUCGGCGGAAAGAAACAGUCUGGCGAACGAAAGAAUAGCAUUGAUCUACGAUGUGCAUUCCCAUUUUCGUUGCGAAAUAAAAGAUUUCUUCAAUUACACAAAGACAAUUUGACAUGCCAUGAUAUACCAAAACCGCAAAUGGUCGACGAACCAAAAAAUCCGAUUUUGGCAAUCAAAGGAAAAAACCUUACAAUUGAAUGUACCGCAUUCGUAACGGUUGGUACAAACAUAGUAUUUACAUGGAAGCACGACAAUAUUGAUAUUGAUCCGGCACUGGUUGAAACAAAAACACGGCGCAAGGAUGAGAAUCGAGUACGGGUGAGAGAACGAUUCGUUGAACGACGCAGUGAACCGAAUCGAACGCCAAAUCGGAUUAAUGUGAGCGCACCAAAAGUGCCGCUCACCAGUUCAUCGGUGUCAAAAAAAUGGAACAACGACGAUGAGUAUGAGGGCGACGAUGAAGACACCGGAAGUGAAUUUGAAGAAAAUGAAUUCGAUGCAGAAUCAGAUUUUGAUGGAGACAGAGACAGUAUUGAUGAAGUUUAUGCAACGGUUGAAGACAUUGAAGCGGCCAUUCCAAUUAACAGCACGGUGGCCACUUCACGGUUGAACCUAACGAACGUUGAUCCGAAGACAGCGGGACGGUAUCAAUGCAUCGCAUCGAAUGAAUACGGAAAAGCUUAUUCACAGAAAUUCAAAGUGACCGUUGCAUCAUUUCCGAUUUUCACCAAACGGCCCACAAAUGUAACCGUUAGAACAUCGGAAACAGUUCGUUUGGAUUGUGCGGUUGACGGUGAUCCAAAACCUCAGGUGUAUUGGCAAUUUAACUUUGGAAAUGAUUUUCCGGCGGCACGUGAACGUCGUAUGCGUAUUUCGGAAAAUGACGAUUCAUUUAUCAUCGAUAAUGCAAAAUCAAUUGAUCAAGGAACAUAUACAUGCACCGCAGAAAACUCAGCCGGACUUAUCACGGCACAUGUCACCGUUCAAAUAAUCGAACCAUUAAUCUACAUAAAACCCAUGGAGCACAAGGAUGUUGUUGUUGGCGAGUACACAAUAUUGGAAUGUUCGAACAGUGUACAAACGUUGUCCGAUAUUCGUUGGUUCAAGAAUAGCAAGCCAAUUUCGGCAUCAGAAAGCCGAUAUUUGCUUACCAAAGAGAAUCAAUUGCUCAUCAUCGAUAAAACAAUCGAACACGAUGCUGGACUGUAUACAUGCGAAUUCUCCAACACUUUGGGUAUCGAAAAGUCGUUAAUUCAAUUGAAAGUUCGAACUGAGCCGGCCAAUGACGCAGGCGGUUACACUCACGACGAAAUCACGGCUAUCAUAAUAAUAACUGUGGUUUGUUGUGCUAUUGGUACAUCGAUUAUAUGGAUUGUGGUCAUCUAUCAGACGAAAAAGGACAAUGGUUGUGGUCCAGACGACACAAUCGAUCGCAACAAUGGCAAUGAAAUCGAAAAUCACUUAACCAAAAAGAGCAUUUUGAAAUCGGUAUCGAUGCUUCCAAAAGGCGACGAAAAACCCGUUCAAGCCAUGCGAACCGCCACCAUAUCACGUUGUCACGGUGUAUUGAGAAGCAAUAGUGGCAGCAGUUGUGGUCACAGCAGUUUGGGUGUAAGUGAUGAUAUUUUUCGGCGCUACAAAGACGAUUGUUCAAUGAGCAAUACGCCGUUGCAACCCCAUCGUAAUGGAACUGACACAGAAGAAGAUGAUCCGAAUAAUGAUCACGAAGCAUUGCUUGGUACGACUUAUUUCGAAAAUCGAUAUCCAAAAUCAGUUAAGUGUUCCGACAACGAUAGUUUCGUUGUUCAAAUGGACGAUGGUGUCGAUGGAAACAGCAGUCAACACGAUACGAGCGCUGGAAAUACAACAACAGCUGAAUGUGGUGAUUUUGAUGACGGUCAACAUUCGUCGACGAAAACAAAAAUCUCCACAUCACUGUCAAGCAGUUGCCAUUCCAUACCGGCUCUUCCACUCAAUUCAUCGCACGAAUUCGAUUUGAAUCGUUCACAUUACAAUGAUUCAAUUGCAUCGUCCAGCAUAAAUAGCCCAUUCACGAGCAAUGUGAAUGUGAAUUCGGUGCCAAACAACAAACCAGUCAUCCAUCCGGUUCCGAAACCAAAACCAACCAUUCAAACCAAUAAAUUGAAUGAACUGAUGACAACGUUCAAGUAAAUCAAUUUCGUGUAUCAAUUGUGAAUGUCUAGUCUUGCUCAUCCUUACAAAAAUUCUCGAAAGAAUUUAUGUGACAACAAAACAUUUUUAAACUAUUAUUAUUGUGUAGAAUUGUGUUUGAAUGCACACAUUUUCUUGUGCGUAUGUGUGUGUAUAUGCGUGUGCUUCGUAUUUAUUAUUAUAAAUAAUAGUUGGAACGCUAAACACACGUUCUAGUUCGAUGGUGAACGAAAAGAACACAUUUUCACCAAUCGUUUCAAUAGUAUUAGAAAGCAAAACUAAAUAAUUAACCGAUAAAUUAUUAUUAUUUCUCUGUUAGUGCAAACGACGAGUUUUAAAACAGUAUACUACGUAUAUACCACCACCACCACCCAAAAACAAAUCCAUCUAUAGCUAUAUAGUGCAUUUUAGAUGCUCACACAUACAGACAAAUCAAUGCAUAAAAGUAUAUUUAUCGAACAUUUUUCUCGAUAUGUUAAAUCAAAACAGACAUUUUUUUUUCGGAUUUGCCAUACAGAAAAUAAAUAUGUUAGAAUUAAGACGGAUUUAUGGAAUAAUGAGCAUCAGAUAAAAAGUGCAUUAAUUUUAUUCAAUUCGACAAACGGUCCAUGUGAACGAAAUGAAAAAAAAAGAAGAAAUAUUUAGCAAAAUUUUAAAAUUAGUGAAUCGUAGCAAUGAUUUAUUCGUAGUAGUUUUUUUGAUAUAUUACUCCGAUGAACACACGAACAUAAACCACUAAUUAUGUAACUUUUUGGAUAUUUUCUUUUCUUUUCGUACUGAUUUCUUCAGUUCAAUUUCGUAUUGGUUAGAAAUUUAGUUAAAACGAAAAGUGCGAAGAGACUACAACAAACGAAACAUCUGUGAUAAUUAUGAUGUAUUUUACUAUUUUAAUUCAUUUUUUUAAAAAAUAUUAUUGUUUUAUUUUCUUAUUUUGACAACAACAAAAAACUGGACAAAAAUCAAAGUUCAUUUUUAGCCAUUUGUGAAGUCACAAAGAAAGCGCGAUUCAAACAAAAUAUAACCAAAAAUUAACAAAUUAACGUGAAAAAUAAUUGUACAAACAAAAAUUGUAGCGAUUAGUAAAAAGUAAAUUGGAUAAAACAACAAAA
This is a messenger RNA of Contarinia nasturtii (swede midge), 6210 nucleotides long. It is a transcript of the gene lbk, whose product is annotated as leucine-rich repeats and immunoglobulin-like domains protein 2. The transcript is spliced from 9 exons. Gene Ontology annotation, molecular function: protein binding. NCBI's taxonomy places the organism in Eukaryota, Metazoa, Arthropoda, Insecta, Diptera, Cecidomyiidae. The coding region runs from base 1208 to 5101 and encodes 1297 amino acids. The record is from RefSeq and is a predicted model, not a curated record.